Messenger RNA from Micromonas commoda, 1770 nucleotides. RefSeq names its product major facilitator superfamily. The record is from RefSeq and is a predicted model, not a curated record. Gene Ontology annotation, biological process: transmembrane transport. NCBI's taxonomy places the organism in Eukaryota, Viridiplantae, Chlorophyta, Mamiellophyceae, Mamiellales, Mamiellaceae. The transcript has a single exon. Bases 1 to 1770 code for a protein of 589 amino acids. Gene Ontology annotation, molecular function: transmembrane transporter activity.
AUGGCGUCGCGAGCGUUGGUCGGAACCCUUCGGCGGGGGUUGAGCCGCGCGCGGCGAGCGCCGCCCGCGGCGGUCGGGUCCUCGGAUGUCGCGCGAGACGCGCGGGAUCCGUUCGAGCCGCUCGGUUCGCGGUCGGUGCGGUGGCGCGAGCUCGAGCUCGUUCGGCGCGAUUGGGCGCACCGCCGCCCGACGACGUCGCGCGGGGACGAGUCCGGGUUUGGCGCGGGAUGGGAGGCUCGGAGGGCGUUUUCGUCAUCCUCCGCCGCGUUCACUUCCGGCCGCGAUGCACGCAAAGACAUCGACGACGAAUCGUCAACGUCGUCGUCGUCGUCGUCGUCGCCGCCGGUCGCCGAGGCUGGCGCGCCCACGGGCCCGCGAGCAAACUCCGAUUCUUCCAUGUGGGAUCUCGCGGGGUUCCUCGGGGAGAACAGGCGCGUGGCUGGCAUCUGCGUCACCACCGCGCUGCUCAUGGCCGGCCACUCGUGCGUCGCCCCCGUCUUACCCAUGUUCGCGGAGGAGUUCGGCGCGUCCGCCGCGCAGGUGGGCGCCACCCUGAGCGCGUUCGCUCUCGCCAGGCUCGUGCUCAACGUGCCCUUUGGCUCCCUCGCGGAUUCCCUCGGGCGCAAACCCCUCAUGGUCGCCGGGCCCCUGAUAACCGCGGCCGGGAUGCUGGGAAGCGCGCAGUGCCAAUCGGGGCUACCGGAGCUCUUCUUCUGGAGGUUCAUCGCGGGCGCAGGGAGCGCGGCGUACGCGGCGGGGGCGCAGGCGACGCUCGCCGAUCUGAGCGACCGAUCCAACCGAGCGAGGGUGCUGGGAGCUAACCAAGCCGCCGUCCUCGCGGGUGCCGCAUUCGGGCCGUGCGUGGGCGGGUUCAUCUCCGAAGGGGCGCCGAUGGAGCUCGGGGUGCGGGCGCCGUUCGUGGCGGUGGGUGUCACGUGCGCGCUCGCGGGAUGGCACGCGGCGCGCUCGGCGCCGGAGACUCUGAAGGAUGCCAACUUUGGACCUUAUUUAUACGGCGCCGGGACCAAGACGAGGCCGAAAACGUCGGCGAUGGAAGACGGGGAGGCGGAGCGCGAGGCGGCGGCGGCGACGACCGGGGACGUGAACGUCGCGAGCAGCGCCGGGGACGAGGAGGCUGAAUCGAACGGAGAGAUGAGGGGUGAAAACGCGCAGACGACGAUGCGACGGCUGCUCCGCCGCCGCGACUUUUUGGCGGUGAGCGGUUUGAACGCGGCGCUCUUCUUCAGCGGCGCGGGCGGUCGCGCCACCCUGCUGCCCCUGCUCGCCGUGCAGGAGCACGGGUACACGCCCGCGGGUCUGGGCGCGCUGUUCACGGCGAUGGCGGCGACGAGCGCGUUGGGAAUCGGCCCCGGCGCCUUUCUAUCCGAUUUUUUUGGUCGGACUAAAGUCAUCGCGCCGUGCGUCGUCGCAUCCGCCGUCGCCGUCGCCGUCGUCGGUACCGCGACCGACCCGAACGUGUUCCUCGGCGCCGCCAUCGCGUGGGCGUUGGCGCACUCGCUCAUGGGACCGGCGCCCGCGGCGUACGCGACGGAGGUGUCGCCGGAGCGAGGUCGAGCCGUCGCGCUCUCCGCGUACCGAACCUUUGGCGAUUUCGGUUUGCUCGUCGGUCCGGUGGCGCUCGGCGCGCUCGCGGAUUGCGUCGGCGUGGGUCCCGCGCUGGCGGCGAACGGCGGGGUGCUCGCGGCGUCGGCGUUGGCGUUCACGGCGGCGGCCAGGGGCGAGGGCGCUGGAACGCGCGACAAUCGGUAG